Messenger RNA from Sphaeroforma arctica JP610, 162 nucleotides. RefSeq lists its product as hypothetical. The transcript has a single exon. The record is from RefSeq and is a predicted model, not a curated record. NCBI's taxonomy places the organism in Eukaryota, Ichthyosporea, Ichthyophonida. The annotation marks the transcript as partial.
AUGUGCCAGGCAUCGUUUGAGUUAUUCAUUGGUUUCCUGCACGAUAACAAGUACAUGCUACUGCUAUCCAUGGUCAAUCAGUACGUGUCUAUAAGUGUGUUUGCGGGGAAGCCAAUCGCUGACCAGGCUGCGCUUGCAUCUCGAUCAGCUAUGACAGGGGAG